AUGAACGCCACCGUGGCAGACAAGCCGACGGCAUACAAGCCACCCCAAGCAUCACGACGACCACCCGCAUCAAAGGCACGCGGUGACGGCAACGGUGACGACCCCUCGUCGCAGAUAGCCCGCAUCGCCGCAUCGGACCGCACCGCCUUUGAGAAGCGCGUCUGGACGAGCUUGUGCGCCAUCCCACGCGGCCGCUUCACCACCUACGCCCUCCUGUCGCGGCACCUGGGCAGCUCGCCGCGCGCCGUGGGCAACGCGCUGCGUCGCAACCCGUUCGCCCCCCAGGUCCCGUGCCAUCGCGUCGUGGCUACGGGCGGAAACCUGGGCGGGUUCAAGGGUGCUUGGCCCCGCAGCGGAGAGGGCAUCACGCUCGACGAGAAGAGGGGACUGCUCAAGGGGGAGGGCGUCAGGUUCGAUGCUUCCGGGAGGGUGAUUGGGACACCGUGGGGUUUCAAGUGA
This is a messenger RNA of Geosmithia morbida, 459 nucleotides long. Its product is annotated as methylated-DNA-[protein]-cysteine S-methyltransferase. NCBI's taxonomy places the organism in Eukaryota, Fungi, Ascomycota, Sordariomycetes, Hypocreales, Bionectriaceae. Gene Ontology annotation, biological process: DNA repair. Bases 1 to 459 code for a protein of 152 amino acids. Gene Ontology annotation, molecular function: methylated-DNA-[protein]-cysteine S-methyltransferase activity. The transcript has a single exon. The record is from RefSeq and is a predicted model, not a curated record.